This is a messenger RNA of Culex pipiens pallens (northern house mosquito), 6513 nucleotides long. RefSeq names its product receptor-type tyrosine-protein phosphatase kappa (gene Ptp36E). Lineage: Eukaryota; Metazoa; Arthropoda; Insecta; Diptera; Culicidae. The record is from RefSeq and is a predicted model, not a curated record. Gene Ontology annotation, molecular function: protein tyrosine phosphatase activity. Bases 391 to 3897 code for a protein of 1168 amino acids. Gene Ontology annotation, biological process: protein dephosphorylation. The transcript has 2 exons.
CCGUAGGAGUUUCUGAUUUUUGGUUUAGUUUUUGUUAUUUGAAUUUUUUGGUUUAUUGAAUUUGGCCGUGGCAAAAGCAUCCCGCUGACGCCCGAGUACUCAAAUUCGGAACUCUCCAAAGAACUAUCGAACGCAGGUCGUGUAAUCGUGGAAAAAUCAAUUAGAAAAAUACACCGAGGAGAGUCCUAUGACCUUUGUCAGUCGUUUGACGACAAAAAGUUUGUUAUCGAUAAGAACGGCAAGAUCUGCGAGCGUAAAAAGAAGGGCCGGUUGUACAGCUUGGGCGGGAACGAUCCGCCCCGGCGCUGCCACCGAGGUCGGCUGGACCGACUGAAGACGGUCGGGACGUUCGACAUUAGCAACGAGAUUUCGCGGCUCAGCCAGAAGACGAUGAACCUGAACGAGCGCAUCAUCGGUAACCAACCGUUUGUCCAAACCGUUGACGAGGCCGGUGCUACGUGUGCCAUCGGAAGUAUCGGUGCCGGGCUGGUCCCGUUCAUCGCGACCACCGCCUUUAGACCCGCGUUGAUCGCCAGCUCCGGCAACGGCACCACCGUCGGCGACAAGCCUCAACGACCCAACAACAACGGGCCACCACUGUUGCUGAAGCAGCAAACCGAAGUCAUCCACCUGUCGCCUCAUCACCUGAAUCAUCCUCUUCAGCCACUAAACCAGCAGCCGUUGGUCUUGCAGCAACAGCUCAAGACCACCACCAAAAGCCGAAGCCUAAGUACGGGUUCCUACAUUACUAAAGAAUCGAGUGUUCAUUCUAGCGUAGAGAAGAUUUCCAAAUCCAAUAGCAAUUCCGACCUGAACGAGAACGCGCAAAAGACGAUCGACACAAUUCCGAAGAACAAAUCCCUAGAAGAUAGUAGAACGAUAACGAAGCUCAAUCAAUCACGCUCGCCGAUGCGCAAACCGAUCCUGCGCAAGUCCAAGAAGAUCGUCCGCACCGACUCGGAGUUCCUCAAGGGCAACAUCUACGAGUCCAGCCUUUCGAGCUCGCAGUACACGCCGACGCACGAGAAGCGCCGGGAGUUUGCCGAGCUCCGCAGCAGCAAUCCAUCCUCGGAAACACACAAAUCGACCGACGAGAGUUCGAAAAACAUCUCGACGGACGAAAUCGACACCGUGUUCUCCGACACCAUCGAGCUGGAACAGAUGGAAGCCGACUACAAAAUGCACCUCAAGAACAACCUGCAGCGGGAAUACAAAAGCGACAGCGAUACGCUGGACGAAGUGGGCAAGAAGCAACCCGACUACAACACGUGGAAGAACCAAAGCUACGAAAACACCUUCGACAUCUUCGAGGAGAAAGAGCAGGAGUGCGAAUACAGCGAAACGUCGGACAAAGAGGACGCACAAAGCACAGAGCCAAGCACGAAGGUGGAAGCCGAACGGUCGAAAAGCAUGGAAGUCUCCGCACCUCGAAAAGCAAGCGAUAGCAGCAACCUCAAAGCGGGCAGAACAAUCACUCGUCCCACCGAACUUGAGUUGGGUACCUCGUCAGACGGUAGCAAGCAUCCUUCCGUUGACGGACCGUUCGGACACAUCUUCGAGAAAAAUCUAGGCCGUUUUAAAAAGAUGAACAAACUGCUCAAGUGCAAGCGAUUCAGUACAUCCGCCCUGUACGACAAAAAGUCCAAACCAAACUUUAAGGAAACGCUCUUCUUCGAAGAUAAAGCAUCUCCCGCCAAAACAAACACGACGGACGCAUCGCGAUCCCCCGAAAAAUCUCUCCAGUCCCAAUCGAAAGCAUCCAUCAGCUCAUCCAAGUCUUCCCUGUUCGGUACGAAAAAAAGCAACAUGUUCACCAAUCUCAAAAGCAAAAGGUUUCCAUUUUCGAGUGGUGCUAACGCGGCAAACGCCAACGCUAACGCCAAGACCUCCCCGAACAAAUCCAAGUCCAACAGCGAAAUCAGCUACUCCCGGACAAAGUCAACCAAAGGUUCAAAAAAAGCAGCCAAAAACAACAGCACCGCAUGUUUGAACCUCGAAACGACCUGCACGUCACCGCUGUCGGAAGCGUUCUACAACACCACCGGAAGUGUGCGGCUCAGCGCGAUGGAAUUGUACGAAAAGUUUUGCUCGCAAGACUUUAGCGGGCUCUACAAGCACGAGUCCAUUCGGAUGGACCAUGGGGACGGAGCGAACGGGUCCGACUGCGGCCAGUACGAUCCGCAGCGAAAUUUGGGUGCGAUCCGGAAGUACAAACGGAACAACUUCAAGUUGCUCCGGCAGAAAAGUGAGCCCAAGUUUUCGUUCCGUUCGGACACGCUGUACGAGAAUGAGGACAGCUACGAAGAGGCGUGCUAUCCGGACGAGGAAGCAAAGGAGGAGUACGUGGUGGAUGAGUACGGUCAGUUUAUGUACGAUGAGCAGUACUACGAGGAAGACAUUGAACAUUUGAGCAUAGAGAACAUCUACUACCGGGGGAACCUGGUUCGGGAGGAUGGAACCGUCGUGGAGACGUACCACUACGAAGAAGAAGUGGAUGAAGAAGAGUUGGAAGAAGAGGAAGAUGAAGAAGAAUACGAAGAGGAAGAAGAUGAGCAAGAGGAUUGCGAACAAGGUUUGGAGUUGGAUUCUCAAGGGUUGCAACCACCACAUGCCGAUAUGGCGGCUUCGACAGAUUCGGACUGUGACGAAAUCUACUUGAUGCCGCAGAAUGAGUCGAAGAAGCUGAUCAUUCACGAUUUCCUGUUCCAUCACAGUAACAACGAGUUUGAUAAUGCCGACGACGAAGAAGAGUAUGAAGGUGCGGUAACGAACGUGCAGGUUCACGAGCGGAGGAGGAGGAGCAAAGAUCAGGAAACGCUGACGAUCUACAAGAUCUGUUCGAAGGAGAGCAUCAUAGACUCGAAAGGUGAUUUAGACAAUAUUCCGCUGGGUUCGUCGCUCGAUUCGUAUUUCCUCAAAUCGGACUGUCUGACGGCGCUCGAGCGGACAGCCUCACUGGAGCUACUCAGCAAUUCCAGCGGAACCCUGAACAAGUCAACGUUAACCGAUUACGCAUUUGAUACUGUUAAAAAUGUAAACCUAGAUAGUUGUAGCACGUCGAGACUGAGCUUAUCGUUGAAAAGCGAAAUCUUUGAAGAAACACUAGCGAACGCCGCCGCUGACAGUGGCUCCGGUGAGAUCAAACCAAUCAAGAACUGGAACAUCGAAGACUUUACCCUGACACCGGACGGAUCGUUCUCGGACGAAACGAUGGACGAGCUGAUAAAGUCCCACAUGGCGGACGACGGGGAGAAGAGAUCGCCAACGGAGCCAAACGAUACCAGUACGGUACCGGUGGUAGAAACGACUCCUCCGGAUCCGUCGAAUCCAGCGACAAGCGAGUACACCAUAAUCGAUUUGGACGAGGAGCCGUACCUGCUGGAUCCAACGAUCUCGGACUUUACCAACGAGAUCACGAAGGAGUUUGAUCUGCUGUUCUCCCGAGCGGAAACCGAAUCCAGAGUUGCCAGCUAUUCCGGCAGUCCCGAACACGAAGACGAUGGCGACGAGGAGAUCCCACAGGAGAACCCACUGACACAGUGCCAGUUCGAUCAGCUGCUCGGAGUAGCUCGACCGUCGCUGAUCGAACUACCCACGCGCCACUCGAUGCAAAAGCUGGAACCCAUUAAUCUAGACGCUGAUGAGAUAACCAUAACAAGACACACCGAGGACCAACUCAAUACGCAACACGAUAGUGCCAAAGCAGUAGCUGUAGAUAACAACAACAAGUGUAGUAAGGUAGAUAAGCAUAAACCUGCGGACGACGAUCGGAGGACGAUGACGAGCAGCUCAACGACGGCAACGGUGAGCUCAGUCUCGAGCAGCGAUCGUUUACGGAAGGCUCGAAGUCAAUCCCUGGGUAACCUUAAGAAUAAAACCAAAUGUUUUCCAUUAUAGAAGCUAAGAAACGCUGUAAUUAGUCGACUAGUGGUAUAGGGACGGUGGGACGGGUUUUUCGUUUCGUUUUUUGGUAACUUCGGCUCACCACUCUUUUGUUCGUUGUUAGUAGUGCGUUAGUGGUUAUUAUAUUAUUAUAAAUAUAUACAUACUAUAUAGAAACCGUUAAGAGAGACCCGUUAAAGACGAUGUAAAAUGCAGAACAUGUGUAUUCUAGCCAAAUCUUGAAUGGAGAAGAAUCUACUAUUUCGUACCAAUGCGAAACACCCUUUUUAUACGUUGGUAAACUCUACUAGUGAUAGUUAUAUAUAAAAGAAAAAAAAACAGAACCUCACCUCUCAUUUCGAUUGUUGUACAGAAAAAUAUGUAUAGAAGACAAACACGGAUCUUCAGCUCAUCUCCAUCAUCAAACCCGAAAGGAAAAAAAAAACAAUUGUAAAUUAAAACCAAGAAAAGAUGACAUGUUCUAAAACUCAAUUAGCUAAACAAAAUUGAUAAGAAUGUGUAGAACACUUCUUUCGAAAUCCCUAAAAUUAAGGCGAAAACAUUACAAGACACGUACACACACACAAAAACACACACCCCAUUUAGUACACGCGCACACGUACUCACACUCACACCAUUACACAUACAAAAAACACCCACACAAAAGAACAAAAACGUACAUUUAUACAUAUUCCAUUUGUUGAUUACUAUAUAUAUUUUUCGAAGGAGACGUUUAUUGUGGAUGUAAACCCAAGUGAGAAAGAGACACAGUUUAUCUUAAAACGACAAAAAAAAUAGCAAAAGGAGUAAACAAAAUAUUGGAUUAAAAUAGACUUCCUAUAGCGAAAACCAAAAAAAAAAAAGAAGAAAAGAAUUAAAGUUUUAUAUUACUUUGUAAAGCAAACGUCGCGGAAAGAAUAAAAUAAAUAAAACAAAAGUGUGAUACAGUGAAAGAAAACAGUGGUUAAUUGUUGUAAUGUAAUACGCAAGGUCUUGAAAAGGCCAUAAUUAUUAAUUGGUUGGAUGUAAUAUUUAUAUAGGACGAAACAAAUCCAACUCGGUGUUGUUUGCUCGCAUCAUUAUUAUAAUUCUAAAUACACACAUGCAGACAUAAACACGCAUUGAGAACAAAUUAUGCGAAAAAUGAAAGUUAACUUUUGUACCACAUCUUUAAGAGAAUCCGAUAUUUUUAUAUAAAUCGCUUUUAACUACUUCUACAGAAGGUUACUCUCUCAGCAAAGCUCGUAGUUUUCUAAAACAAAAAACGUAGUAAAUAAAUUUUAUACAAUAUACAAUUUUAAAAGAAACAAAACCAAACAUCACAUUUAGAUUAUCCUUCGAGAUGGCCUUAAAUUUGAAGGACUUCAGAACUUUGCACUGGCCGGCCCACGCCAGUGACUUUGUUGAUCAUUCUAAAUUUCUUCACUCAAGCGACCAAAACUCGUUUUUUAAACUUGCGUAAUAAUAAAAAAAAAAUGCUACCGAAAGUCAAAGAAACCUUUUAAAAGUCAACCGAAGCCAAAGCUCAAACACUAUCUCAAUUUAUUCGAAAUUUCAGAUAUACUUUCAAUCAUUAGAUCAUCUUGAUAAAAUCAAAAAAACUUUACUCGAUUCCUUCCUUCUAGAAUAUUUCACUAGAAAAGAAACCAAAAAAAGAGCAAAUAACGCCGAGUUUCCAAUCCACCAUUAUUGUUGUCAUGAUAUAAUUGUCACUCAACGUUUUUUAUAUGGACAGGGAAAAUAUGAAGCCCGGAAAUUUUGUGCAACUAUAAGUUACACGUCCAAUUUGUACUAUCCUGAGCACAGAAACAUCAAAGAAAAACCUAUCAUGCAGAAGAGAACUUUUCGUACCGAUUUCUUUUCCAACUGUUAGGUUAGAAUUAGCGACAGAAACAACCAAAACAAAAAGCAAACAAAAAUCGUACCGAGAAAAAAUGCCACAAUCCGAGGGCAUUUAGCAUCCAUCAGUGUGAUUUGUACAAGCGUUCAUGUAAAGUUUCUUGUGUAAUUAGUGAAGGCGAGACGGUUGCACAAAAGAAAGUCACUAUAUGAUUGUUGUUAAAUGUUUUAUAUUUUUGUACUAUUGGAAUUUGUGCAAGAAACGUUCACGUGGAGAACACGCGAAACACUAAUUUAAUCAAUCCCAACAGAGUAAAGCUUGUUAUUGUUAUACCCGUUUAUUGUAAAAUUUAUUCAUAUUGUUUAAAAACCAGCAUAAAACCCGGUUAUCAUUGUUGUACUCUGUGAGAAAAUUAUUAUACAUUUUGUUUCUUUACCCAGAAAAUAAACUGUACUGGAAUAACCGUAACCAAUCAAGCAAAUAACGUAACAAAACGAAACCAAAAAAGCAAAUCUCAAAAAAAUAUACAAGCUUAAAAAUCAUAUAUUUUUCCCGUACGAUCGUUCGAACCAGCUCGAAUGUCCAAGCAUGUUGAUCAUUUUUUUUUUAAACGGGAGGCAGAACAUUUAAACAAAACCGGAAUGAGCAAGUAACGUUUUAUUUGAAGAGAAACUACAAAACGCAUAAAGCAAAAAACUCGAUAUGAAAAAUUCCUUUGUUACAUUUAUAACUAGGUGAAAAUAAAACAAACAAUAUUUUUAUAGCAAAUAAAGAAACAUGUAAACCACAAA